AUGGGUCGACUAACUAAGUUUCUGUCCGAUGCGGAGAAAGCAGUGAGGCAAGCUGGGAGGGAUUUGCAGCAACAGCAACAGCCUGCUGGGUACCCACAACCGCAGCAGGGCCAACAGACUCAGCAGUAUCGCAACUCUCCCGGAUAUCCGGCGCCAUAUCAACCUCAGCAGCAGCAGCAGUACUACCAGACUUACUCUCCUCCGCCGCCGCAGUCGCCACAGCAGCAGCAGUAUCAUCAGCAACAACAAUAUCCUUAUCAAGCUCAACAGCCUUCCCAAGGGCUACCAACGAGCAGAAGCGCUCCUGUACCUCAGCAUGCCGAACCUUCACCCAGCCAGGCUGUCUCCAACAGCGGUCCCAGCACUCCUAUGCCAUUAGGAAUCCAGCCAGUAACUGAAUGUAUCGACAUGCCAUUCACACUACCGACCUACUGGUUCAUCCACAGUUCCUGCCCAGACUUUGUCAUUUGCAGUCGUUGCUACGCAGACCGCAUUCUCAACUCACCGUUUCGAGACACAUUUAUACCAGUAUGGCACGAUGACAGAUUAGAACGACAGUGUCUGUUUGGAACACCCCGCGUCAAAGACUAUCUUUGGCCUGCUGCUCUCUCAUCAAUGAGCCUCGAUAAUAUGAUGAGCUUCAUGGCCAUGAGGCCUGCCCUGGGUCGUUGUCCAGAGGAUAAAUCAGUCGAGGGUCAAGAGUGGUAUUACCCGCCAGAUCGACCAGAGAUGGCAAUUUGCAAGCCAUGCUAUGAAGAUUAUUUCAAGCAUACCUCGUUCUGCAAUAGGUUCAGUACACAUAAGCCUCAGGGUGCGGCAAGUUGUGAUCAUAAUCUUUGGUACAUCCGCCGAAUGCUCAAGCUCUAUUCUCCUAACAACAACUGGACAGCAUUCACCACGGGGUUCUAUAAAAGACUGCAACUUCCGCCGUGUCCCAAAGCGCAGCCUAUCGCAGGUCCAGAGAGGACUUGGUUUAUGUCCUCACGGGCCCCAUCGAACUUCUCGGUCUGCGAAGCCUGCUACUGGGAUUACUUCCACGAGUCUACUGAACGUCAGUCCUUUCGCACAGCUCGUCUUGGGCCUUCACAACAGGCAUCGUGCGAUAUGGCACAGGCCAACAUGCUCAUCCCGAUCAUUCGAGCGGUUGAUAAGGGCAAUUACCCCAGAUUCUGGAGCACUCUUCAAAGCCUCUCGCAGCACCCGCCUUGUAAUCCUCAGGGCGCAAGUGGAAUUUGCUGGUAUACGCUUCCGAGUGAUCCUCCGGAACUCGAUGUUUGCGCGACGUGUAUGGCUGGCACUAUAGCUAGCAUGAACAUGACUCACUUCUUCAAAGUCAAACAGUCUGUUGGACCAUCUGAGGCCCGUCUCUGUUCAUUCAACCUGCCAGGAUAUCCGCGCGGAGUCCUCUUCUUGCAGAGGUUCGCCGAGGCAGCUUACAUCAACGAUUGGCGACCACUCAGCGAAUUGGCAGUGGAUCUGAGUACCGCACCAACGUGUCCCAAGAUCGACCUCGAGUCAGCAAAAAAUCGUCGAUGGUGGGGAUGGGAUAAUGCCCAUAUCUGUCAAGAAUGUUACAUCGUCGUGGCCAAAGGUACGAAACUAGAAAAACACUUCACCAUGAAGGGAAGCCAAGUCGCUGAGUCCCGACUUUGUGAUCUCUACUCCCCUCGAAUGCGGCAGCUAUACAAGAACGCUUGCAAGACCCAAGACCUAGCAUCAUUUUUGUCUUUCGCCCGACAACGUCGCGAGAUCUACCUCCGGACAGUCCCCGAAAUGAACCGCAUGCUGGCAGCUGCCAAACACGCUCUCAGCCAGGCUCAAACACUUGGUCUCGCAGCUGUGACGUUUAGCGCGGCAGGAAAUCUGAACGCAACUAACUUUUAUUAUGAUCAUACGGUGGGAAACUCGACGGUCGGGCAUGGAUAUCAGAAUGAGCAGCUGUUGCAGGCGGCGAUGGCGGAUCACUCGAUGCAGCAGGUCGGGGCUGCUGCGACGGGUCCGGCGGCUGUGGCAAGGGUUGGUGCUCUGGAGAGGAUGUGGAAACAGGUUGAAUAG
Molecule: messenger RNA, 2055 nt
Organism: Fusarium mangiferae
Lineage: Eukaryota; Fungi; Ascomycota; Sordariomycetes; Hypocreales; Nectriaceae
Exons: 1
Coding region: 1-2055 (684 amino acids)
Source: RefSeq, a predicted model, not a curated record